Messenger RNA from Vitrella brassicaformis, 273 nucleotides. The record is from the annotation of a GenBank genome assembly. NCBI's taxonomy places the organism in Eukaryota, Vitrellaceae.
CUAAACCAGCUCCUCCGUCUCGGGCCUGCACACACAGACAGGCCGGCACACAUACAUAGACGCCCCCAUCUCUCUGCCUGUGUGUGUCUGUGUGUACCGUGGGAUGAUGUGGUGGAAGUCCCACCGCCCCACCACAUACUGCACCGGCAUCCCCUCCAGCCGCCUGAGGGAUAACGAAUCGAACAGCCGCCGCUGCCACUCGGUGAGUGGUGUUCUCUGAGUCAGAAGCCUCUUGGGCACAUGGAGUGUGUCGGAUGACAGCAGGUGGGCCAU